Messenger RNA from Oncorhynchus gorbuscha (pink salmon), 475 nucleotides. Its product is annotated as LIM/homeobox protein Lhx8-like. Gene Ontology annotation, cellular component: nucleus. NCBI's taxonomy places the organism in Eukaryota, Metazoa, Chordata, Actinopteri, Salmoniformes, Salmonidae. The transcript has 3 exons. Gene Ontology annotation, molecular function: DNA-binding transcription factor activity, RNA polymerase II-specific; RNA polymerase II transcription regulatory region sequence-specific DNA binding. The record is from RefSeq and is a predicted model, not a curated record. The annotation marks the transcript as partial. Gene Ontology annotation, biological process: regulation of transcription by RNA polymerase II; forebrain neuron development; neuron differentiation.
GUAUUGGAUGAAGAUGUAUGCUCCCUCGCCUCAUCCUCCCCGUCGCUGCGAGAUAUGGUAUAUCCGCCUCUGUUGGGUAGAACUGUUUGUGCAAGUUGCAGUGAGGAAAUUGUGGAUAAAUACUUGCUGAAGGUUAACGACUUGUGCUGGCAUGUGCGUUGUCUCUCCUGUAGCACGUGUCAAACAUCGCUCGGCAGUCAUACAAGUUGUUACAUCAAAGACAAAGAGGUCUUCUGCAAAUUGGACUACUUUAGAAGGUAUGGAACAUGGUGCGCGUGCUGCGGCCGAAAUAUAUACUCUACCGACUGGGUCCGCCGGGCGAAGGGCAACGUAUACCACCUGGCGUGUUUCGCCUGUUUCUCCUGUAAGAGGCAGUUGUCCACGGGGGAAGAGUUUGCCCUGGUGGAGGAGAAGGUGCUGUGUCGUGUACAUUACGACUGUAUGCUGGACAACCUGAAAUGUGCCCUGGAGAAAG